AUGUCCGGGCCAAAUCCUGAACGAGCAAAAGCCGGAGGUAUUCCUGAUCGUUGGUUAUAUUGCCCUAAAAUAGGACAGGUCGUAGCAGAUAUAUUUUUACCUUUCAAAGUUCCUUUGUGUUCUCUAUAUGAUGAUCAAAUCGAUAAACAAUACCGCUUUCAUCCUGAAGAUGUUUUCAAGCAUCCUAGCGUUAAGGGUAAAAAAAUUGGGCUUUGGGUGGAUUUAACAAAUACAGAUCGAUUCUAUUUUACAAAACAGGUUACUGAUCAAGGAUGUCAAUAUCGAAAAAUAAAAAUGGCGGGACAUAAGCAAUCCCCUACUGUUGAUGAAGUUGAUCAGUUUAUACGUCUCGUUCGUGGAUUCAUAAAUAGUAACCCGGGGCAAUUGGUCGCCGUCCAUUGUACCCAUGGCUUCAAUCGAACAGGUUUUGUGAUAUCCUCAUUUAUGGUCACAGUUAUGGAUUGGUCAAUUGAUGCCGCAAUACAAACUUUUGCUGGGUGUAGACCUACUGGUAUAUAUAAGCAGGAUUACAUAAAUGAUCUUUUCGAAAGAUUCGGUGAUGGCGAUGAUGAAGACAUAAUUGAAGCUCCCGAAAAACCUUCUUGGGAGUAUAAUGAGGAUAGAAGUUUCCAUGAUGUUCCCUCUACAAGUUCUGAGAAAAAGCCAGGAGGAAAAGCGAAAAAACAAUUCAUGGACGGUUUGGUUCAAGAAGUUUGUUUACUAGAGGAUGCAGAAAAAAGAAGUUUGCUUCAAGCAAAAAUCAAAGAGCUCUGUCGGUAUGACCGAAAAGGUUUCCCUGGUCUUCAGCCAGUUUCUUUAGAGUGCUCCAAUGAAAGAAACAAUCUCGAAUUCUUUAGUAAGGAGAAGUUCUUAGUUUCUUGGAAAGCUGACGGCAUGAGAUAUAUGGUGUAUAUUGGUGGCAAAGAUGAAGUCUAUGCUUUUGACCGUGAUAACGAGAUUUUCAUCAUCAACAACCUCGAGUUUCCUCAUUCUUCCGGCACUAGGCAUUUGUCUAAUACUUUGGUUGAUGCGGAAAUGAUCAUUGAAAAUGUUCCUGGAGGUACAAUGCCUAGGCUUCUGAUCUAUGAUAUCAUACAGUUCGAGGAAUUUCGAGUAGCUAAAGACGACUUCGAGAAGCGACGGUUUUGUCUCUAUAACGAAGUUAUAAAACCGAGAACAAAGGCUAUGGAGAGUGGUCAUAUGGCUAGAGAAAAGCAGAGCAUGUCCGUUCGAAUAAAGGAGUUCUGGCCUUUGGAAACUGUCCAGAAAAUUCUUUCUCCCGCUUUUCAACAAAAUCUCGGCCAUGAAGUUGAUGGUUUAAUUUUCCAACCCGUCAAAAUGCCCUAUCUUCCUGGUCGCUGUGACAAGGUUCUUAAAUGGAAGCCUCCAUCCCACAACUCAGUUGAUUUCAAGCUACAAAUCCGAAAGACUCAAAAAGAAGGCCAAUUAGCAGAACAUAUCGGAUAUUUAUACGUACAACACAGUAGUGAACCGUUCGAUCAGAUGAAAGCCACCAGAUCUCUCUUACCUUAUGAUAAUAAAAUCAUCGAAUGCACUUAUGAAGUUAAAACUAGAACGUGGAAGUUCAUGAGGGAAAGAACGGACAAGUCGCUUCCUAACUCAUUUAACACUGCCAGAUCUGUGUUCAACAGUAUGCUCCAUCCAAUAGAGAAAGAGAAUCUUAUUCAAUAUAUAAUGGCCAAAGCAUACAGGAGUCAUAAAAGGCCAAAUGAUGGACAUCGCCCUCAUCCUCCACCCAAAAUGGAGAAAAAAUAA
Messenger RNA from Auanema sp. JU1783, 1776 nucleotides. NCBI's taxonomy places the organism in Eukaryota, Metazoa, Nematoda, Chromadorea, Rhabditida, Rhabditidae. The record is from the annotation of a GenBank genome assembly.